UUUAGAACUAAAAAUAUCUUUCUAUCUCUCACACACACACAGACACAGAGACAAGAGACGCAGUACUCUACAGGUGUUCAUCUGCUCUGGAUGUGGUUCUAUUUUUUUGAAAAUGGUCACCCUCUUUCUGACCACUGCUAUGAUCAGCAGUGCUUCCAAGUUUACUAUUCCUUGUUAUAUAAACCCAAACUACUCUAGAAAUCUUCCCUUCCCUCUUAAACAGCAAAAGAAUUUUGUAGUUUUUGCUGCUAAAGAUGAAAAUAAACUUGGCAAUUGGGACCAAAUUGAGCUUAAGCUUGGUAAAUUAAUCGGUGAAAACCCCGAGCUUGCCCUUUCCAAGAUAAAAGACAGAAAAUUGAACCCAGAACACGACAAAGGAAAGAGACCUAAAGAAGCAGUUGCUAAGGAUCCAAAUACUUGUAGGCAUCCAAAUGUUAUUUUAUGGAAGGCAAAUACUUUCGAAGAGGAUGGUCUUGGGACAAACAUGCCUUCCAAUUUGUCUUUCAAACCAAAUUUAUCUCUGAAAAUGGGUAAAGAAGAUGACAAGGAACGGUUUAGUGAUAUGAUAUUGGUGAGGAAUCCUGAACCUCUAAUGAAAAAUAACGAGGUCAACUCUACAAAUGAUAUUAUAAAGGAGAGUACAUACCAGACCGAAAAAGAUGUUUCAAUCCAACAAAAGUGUGAGAGCAACCUGGAUCAAGCUUUUGGAGAUUUCAAUCAAUCAAGAUCUGAUAUUGAUGACACAGACAAUAGUUCAAGAAAUCAUGGAAUAACUUUUCAUACAAGGCAUGUGGCAGUAGCAAUCGAUCUUGACCCCUCACAGGAAAUUAGUGGAAAUGUAGCAGACGCUACCUUGCAAAGACCACCUAAAAGAUUAGAUCAAUCUGUGAAAGAGAUGUCCAACAUUGGGGGAAAGAUUACUAGGAUUAAGAAUCGGAUACCAAAUGCUGGAACAAGUGAAAACUUACCUUCAAUACCAUUCUCAAAGGAGUGUGAAGAUAUGGACUGGAAAAGGGCUGAGGAUAUGAUAAAGACUACAGGAAGAGGAGUAGUGGAACUGAUAAACUGUAGUACCAGAGGAUUCAUUGUUUCUUUUGGGUCUUUGAUAGGGUUUUUGCCAUAUCGAAAUCUUGCCACUAAGUGGAAGUUUUUAGCUUUUGAGUCUUGGUUGAGGAGAAAAGGCUUGGAUCCUUCAACAUACAGGAAGAGUUUGGGCAUUAUUGGAAGCUAUGAUGAUACAAGCAAGACAGAAACUCCUGAUCAAACCAUAGAUUCUGAAAAGAUUGAGGGCGAAAUAUCACCAGAUAUGAAACUUGAAGAUCUUCUAACAAUUUAUGACCAAGAAAAGCUCGAAUACUUGUCAACCUUUGUUGGUCAGAAAAUCAAAGUGAAUGUGAUCUUGGCCGACAGAGAAUCAAGGAAGCUAAUAUUUUCUGUGAAGCCAAAAGAGAAGGAAGAGUCAAUCCAGAGAAAGAGAAACCUCAUGGCUAAGCUUAAUGUUGGAGAUAUAGUGACAUGUUGCAUCAAAAAGAUUUCUUAUUUUGGUAUAUUUGUUGAGGUUGAAGGAGUAGCUGCGAUGAUACACCAAACAGAAGUGUCAUGGGAUGCCACUUUAAACCCAUCUUUCAAAAUCGGGCAGGUUUUAAAAGCAAAAGUUCAUCAGUUAGAUCUUUUGCUUGAACGUAUAUACUUAUCUUUGAAGGAAAUAACGCCAGAUCCAUUGACCAAGUCUUUGGAGGCUAUUCUUGAUCAUCAUGCUCAUGCUUAUGCUCAUGCUACCUUGGAUUGUAAAUUAGAAGCACACCAACCUCAACCUGAAGAUGAGAUCGAAUACUGGGAUGAUCUUGAAUUUCUUAUCAAACAACUGCAGCAAUACCAGGGUAUUGAGUUAGUAACAAAAGGCCGUUUUUUCUUGAGCCCUGGUUUGACCCCAACAUUUCAGGUUUAUAUGGCAUCCAUGUUCAAGGAUCAGUACAAAUUGCUUGCUCGAGCUGGAGACAAAGUACAAGAGGUGGUGGUUCAGACAUGGCUAGGUACAGAGGAGAUGAAGCAUGCGAUUUUAAUGUGCACCAAAAGAGUCGAGUUCCAGCCAUGA
Molecule: messenger RNA, 2095 nt
Organism: Lactuca virosa
Lineage: Eukaryota; Viridiplantae; Streptophyta; Magnoliopsida; Asterales; Asteraceae
Source: the annotation of a GenBank genome assembly